Condylostylus longicornis is the source of this 1461-nucleotide messenger RNA. RefSeq names its product integrator complex subunit 15. The record is from RefSeq and is a predicted model, not a curated record. The coding region runs from base 440 to 1429 and encodes 329 amino acids. The transcript has 4 exons. NCBI's taxonomy places the organism in Eukaryota, Metazoa, Arthropoda, Insecta, Diptera, Dolichopodidae.
AACUUCAGUAUUUUGCAGCUAGAAUAUGAGUAAAUAGCGUGCCGUAUACCGCUUUCAUUUUGGUUAGUACUUUAUUAUUAAACUAUAACCAUAGGCGGACUAGAUGAAUAUUAUACGUCUGCAUUCGGUUUUAUAAGUCUAUUGCUUAAAUAAUUUUAAGCUGUCAAGCCAAGCAACAGAAUGUAAACAAAUCUAAAACCGAAAUUAAAAUACACAACAAACUUGAUUUCAUUUAAGCUAAAAAAUUGCAAAUACAAUAGCAAAUAUUAAAUAAUCUUUUUAGGAGUACUUAGGAAACGAUGAAAUUAUGUCUUCCUUAGAGCUCAAGCAUUCACUGCGAAAAAUGGAUUACGCAGAUUCAGUUAAAGAAACAUUAAAUCGAAUAGGUUCGGAAUUAAUAUAAAACUUUAUAACUACGCGGAAUAAAUUAGAUGUUGCAAUGGAUUUAAUAGCUGAAAUAAUAUUUUUAGAGAAGUCAAAGGAAGUUGAUGUCCGAAAGACUGGAUUUCAACAAGGACCUAAUUUGUCUCUUAUACAAGAAUUCCAGUUAGUAAUUGUACUCAGCGAGUUUUUUUCUCAUCCGGGCCCUGACGCCACAAGGAAUGCGGUAUUUUUAUCUUUAUUUGGUGGAAAUAUUACACCUGGACGAACAAGUGUUUUGGUUAAGCUGAUCAGUGUGUCAAUAUCCGUUGCUAUUCCACCUUUAUUAUGUGCCGCAGGUACAUGGAUGCAACAGCUUGGCUGUACAUCUGGUCCCAGUUGUGAGCUGGUUCAAUGUCUUAUUAAGGAUUUUAUAAUUUUUUCAAAAAUAACUUCUGAACAAUUGAAACAAUUGCCUUUAGUAGCUCCAAGGUUUGCCGCAAACUUUAUGACAACCGUUGCUGAUCUAUAUUUAAAUGAUUUAAAAAGUGAAGUACUUGUGGCACCGCCAGAUAUGAUUUUAGAGUUAUUUACGGAGUGGAUUACGGACAAUCCUAGUUUAUGCUUGGCUGCCCAACAAACUUUGGCUUUACCAACUGGUGCAAUAGCUAUGCCAUCCUCCACUCCUAUUUCUGGCUUAAUACGCUGGUCAGUUUUAGCUCCAAUUAUAAACCAGAAAGGAAUAUACAAUCGCCUUCAUUUAGCUUUAUUAGAGACGUUACUACAAAUUCCAUCAUCAAGCGGUCCAGCAACAGCACUAAAUGCCCAACAUUUAGCUCAAGUUGUCAACCCUCUUAAAAACCAUGCCAGAAAAUUGAUUCUUGAAAAUAUUGACCCGGAAAGCGAUGAAAAUUAUCAAAUAAGUUUAGAAAGGUAUGCUCAAGCUACUCAAAUUGCUUUGGCUUCAAAAUGUAUUUAUGGUAACAUCCCACAAUUAUUGUGCUUAUUAGAAACAUUACCUAAUAAUAACUUAAUGAGUAUUAUUAUAAAAACAAACAAAAACUUAUAAUAAAAAAGUAUAUUUAUUAAUAUAUAACUAUU